UCCCACUCCAACUGCCUGGGCGAACGUUGGGACCGGCGCCAUUUUGUGGAGUAGGGGGGCAGCAUCGUCGCGCUCUAUUCAAAAUAAAACAAACACUUUAAACAUAAGUACGCGAGGCGAGAGGUAUUUGGAGAAAGCGAUUACAGUAGAAAGGGAAGGGGAGGCAUAGAGAGCAGAAUGAAGAUCUUUGUGGGCAAUAUCCCGACUGAGGGCACGGUGGAGGAGUUGCGUACGCUCUUCGAGUACUAUGGCACGGUGCGGGAGUGCGAUAUCAUCCGGCACUACGGCUUCGUGCACAUGGACAGCCCCGAGGAGGCGGCGCAGGCCAUCGCCGCCCUCAACCAGUACGAGCUGCACGGCCAGAAGCUCAACGUGGCCGAGUCGCGGCCUAAGCCCCCGAUCUCCGCCGCCGUCACCAAGGUCUACGUGGGCAACCUGGCGGCCAGCUGCAGCAACCAGGAGCUGCGGGCCAAGUUCGAGGAGUACGGCCGCGUGGUCGAGUGCGACAUCGUCAAAGAUUAUGCCUUUGUCCACAUGGAAAAAGAGGAAGAUGCAAUCAAAGCAAUAGCUAGCCUAGAUGGCCAGGAGUUCCUCGGCAACAAGCUCAGGGUGCAGCUCUCCAGGUCCACCUACGGGAAAUCUGGCGGGCAGCGGGAAGUGUGCCAGCGCUGCGGGAGGCAGGGCCACCAAGCUCGAGAUUGCCACUCGCUGCGCCUCAAUCAGUACAGCCAGUACCAGCUGGCGUCCCAGUACUACCCCUCUUACUACUCCUAUUACGACUACGACUACGGUCAUGGCUCCUAUUACGACUAUUACGAAGAUUACCAGACGGCCACUACUGCUGCUGGUUAUGCGACUCUCGAUUACGGAAGAGAGAGGAGCCCUAAUCGUCUUACCUCGUCUGCAGUGACCACCACUAACAACUCCCUGUACGAGCGCACCCGCCUCUCGCCGCUCACGGUGCCAAAAUAUCAAACAGAGAAGUACAUGGACGAAAGCCUUAGGUACAUAGCCGUAGCCCGCAAGCAGGCGGCGGCGGCGGCAGGGCACGCCGCCCUCACUUCUGCAGUGGGGACAGGGGAGAGCGUGGCGGCCACGGCUGCGAAUAAUGUCGUUUAUGUCACUGCUGCUGCGUGGAAUACGGUGGCACCCGUUGAAGACUCUUCCCUUGGGACUGCCCAGGUGACGGAGCAGUAGUGCCACCCAGGCAUCCUGUGGGCUCCGCAAUUGACGAUUUUGGAUCGUUAACCAAUCGUAGCCAUCGCAUGCAAAUGCCAAGCCUGCUACAGAGCCAUUACGUGACUGGAGGGGAACCCUCCCGUCCCCACCCCGAGCAGCAGAGAACGUUGGGGUUAACAAAGCUGUAAGUGGACAUUUACUAGGAUAUUGAAGGUGGGAAUUACCUCUGAAGCAGAGCUUUGACAGACAUUCCAAGUUCGGGAGAGCAGUCAAAUCUGUGACCCCAAAGCAAAGUCAGUAGCUUUACGAAGAACAUUUGGCGAGGAGUGAAAUUAUAAAUAAUCACAGGCAAAGAACAGGAUCAGGAUUGAUGGGGUGCCCCUUUGGGAGUCAUUGCGAACACUGUAUUAGAUUAUUUUGCGAUGCCCUGAACUUGCGUGCUAGCACAAACAUUGAUUUGGUAAUUUAAUUGCACUGUUGAGGACAGAACAGUUCACUGUGCAGAGAUGCCACUGCCCCUCCCCAUUGCCACACCCCAGAUCUGUGUUUAUUGAGAACACAGUCUUAUGAAAGCGACCUAAACGGAAUCUGAUUCAAUCCCAAUCUUUAAACUUUUUCUAUGUGUCACAACUUCAGACAUCCCUGAUAUCCCAGUAGCCUAUCUUGGGGUUAUAAGAAAAUUCUCACAAGUAAGUGGCACUGGCUUAAUUGGCCUGGACCCCAUUCUUCUGCAAUAAAUCCAUUCACAGAGUGUCAGGUCAUUAGCCUUCGAUGCUCUCGCCGUCUUUCCUCAGACUGGUUUCAUUCUGAAUGUGAAUAUCCCCUUUUUGAUUCUAAAAGGCUGAUGUAUAUACCUUUUCUGAUAAGUGUGCCUGCCUUGGAAAAUCACCCAGUUGCUGAGUUACAUCUGCAUCAUGUUUCCCGGGAUCCUGUAAUCCUGAACGGUGAUGAACAAGUAAGAAUAAACGGUCGAUAUCUUGAGUAGGCAGACGCUUUAGUUAUACUCCUGUUUGAUUUUUACCUUGUGCCUUGGGCUAGAUUUAGAGCCCCUUUAGAGAUUACCGUCACUGUUUCCCCUGUUCUUACGCAGUGGGUGUGUAAGAAAGAGAUUGCUAGGUCUUGGGAGAGACUGACGUGCUGUUUCCAGCCCUGCCAUAGUUGUAGGUGGGAUCACCUGGUGGCCUGCAGCCUUCACUGUGUCUUUUUGAUGGAAGGGAUGAGCCAUCUCCGUUCUUGCAUUUUCUUCAUUGAGGGUUGUGGCUGCUUUAGAUCAUCUACCAGAGGCUGCUUCACCCAUGUUUGUGGUGCUGGUGGGUUUUGUGUGUUGUGCCAAGGGCCUGCUUCUGUAAAACGUCCCUCUAUAUUCUCUGUGUCACGCAAAUGGUCUGGAUCUCUGCAUCUUUGACAGUGUCUACUGGAGGUAUGGACUCAAAGGUGGUGGAGGGGUGGUGGCUCCCUCCUGGAUGAUUUCAGAUUAUCCCUGAACCAUAAGUCAUUCACAGACGUUGAGGAUGGUAGGUAGCACAGUAAGAUGCCUAUUCCGGAGAGCCUAAGCCCUGGAAUAGGAGGGAUGUAGGUGUGAAAGAGUGGUGUUCCUAAUUGCCUUACAGCAGGUUGUCAGGGUUAAAAAAAAAAGUGAACCCCCACCACUGUUGGUUUAAGAGUGGAAGAGGUGACUUGUGAACCAGAGUGACUGGGUGGGGGAAGUGGGUGCUGGGGUGCUUACUGCACCAUCUUUGGUCAUUUAUGGCCCCAGGUACCAUCACAAAACCUGGCCGAACACCAUGUCCUCACCUCAAAGUCCGUGCUUCAUUGGCAAGAGAUGAAUUUUCAAAUUGUUAAGUGACCCUCCCUCCCCACAGAGCCCCGUUAUAUUAAUCCCCACUGUGCUCACUUCUAGCUUGCCUCCUCCCCCUGCGCCCUCUCCCUCGGUGAAUGCGUGAGCGUCUUUCCUUGCCGCCCUCUCUGUAUUGACAUGAUGUGCUUUUUCUCUUAGGUAUGAUCAGUACGGCUACGCUUAUUCCACCGAAACCCACUAUUGCCCAAUGAACCGACGAUUUCCUCCUCCUCCUCCUCCUCCGCCGCCGCCGUCCGACCGGAAGUUUGCUCUCUCCAGACGAAUACACGACCCGCGCGAUCGUGGCACGAACAGCGCCGUGGCAUUUAAACAAAAAAAAUUAUAUAUAUUAUAUCUUUCUUUCUCAAAACAUAUAAUCUCUGCAGCUCCACCAUGUGAUCCGUAGGUUAUGUGAACACACUUGACGCUUAUAUCUCUCCCUGAAUGUGAUUGGAUGCUGUGCCAGGGGUUUUAUUUUUUUGUUCCGUUUCCGGACAUCACCCUGCACCCAAACCCAAUCCCUACCCCCUUCCGAAAAAAAAAAUCUCUCCGUACAAGUCCUACAAACCUGCUGUCUGAAUGCAAGUUGGCAAAAAAAGGCGCCUUCAGUAACUACUUCCCAGCACUUUUUAAAGGGGGGGGAGCCUGUUCCAUUUACUCACCAUGCAGGCCCCUCAAGUAGUGAUGGGCGGACAUGGGUUUCAGCCCCUUUACUGCCUGUAGGUCGGCAGCUUUGGGAGGAGUGAUGAGCUGCUCUUGCUGUGGCACCUUGUUGCCUGGGGUUCAGAAGCUCGGAGCUGACCCUUGGGCCUCUGGUGCUUGAAACUCGCUGGGAUUCCGGCCAUUCCUCCGGCCCUGCAUUGUCCCCACGGGAUCCCUCUUCUGCUUGCAGUUGGCACGGUCACUCAGUCCUCCAGUUUGGCGAUUGCAUGGUGAAGCAGAGCAGGCUUCCCCUUUUAAAUAUUCGUCACUUCUGAAUCAUACCGCCACCACGAUUGAUACAAAAGAAAAGAGUAGCUUUUCUGUCACUCUCUCCCUCCCCAUUUGUCUCAGCCAUACCUAACAUGCUGCCACAGUUGGUCCAGUCCCUGGGUUGCACAGGAGUAGUUGAUCCACCUGUGCUUGUGUUCUAUUUGUUUUUUGUUUUCCUUGUCACUCUUGUUUCUCUGCAGCCUCUGGACUCGUGGGGUGAGAGUUGGGCAGGGGAGGUGGAGAACUGGUGGUGGGGGUCAGUCAGGGGUGGGGUGUUUGGAUGACCUGCACAGUGUCAGUAAGGUUCAGUGAUGCCAUUGUAUGGUCCACCUUCUCCAGGGAGUGCUCCCCCCCCCCCCCCAACCUUCCCCAUUCUUGUAUUCUUCCCCAUCCCAUCUCACUUUAAUCUGGAUUAUGGCUGAUCUAAUCAGUCCGAAAACUACUGGCACGAUGGGAAAAGCAGUAGAAUUUUGACCAGGGUUACUAUUUAUUCCAGCAGCUUGUUUGCUAGGGGCAACAGUUGACAAGAGGGCAAGAGGCAUAUUUCUGAAUCUGAUAUGCUGUAAGAGGACACUGCAUCUUUUCUGGGCUCUUCCCGUGCGUGUGUGUGCGUGCAUGUGGUGCGUUUCCUGUUUUCUUUGUUAAUGUGCAGUCAUCUGAGAGGGAGCUAUAAAAAGCAACUCUCGUUCCCCAUUGGCCCAGUGCGGACGUAUACUGUGAGCGGUAGAAGGUUCCACUGUGUGUGCACUUGUAAACUGUGUGUGUGGGAGUGAGAGGGUUGUGUUCGGUCACAUUGUCCCCUGAGGUUGACCAGCCUUCUGGCACUGACUGUACCUGUUCCGGUCUGUGCUGGAGAGCUGUUAGCAUCCCUCUGUUAGUGCCUUUGGCGGCGGGAAGGUUGCAAAAGAAACUGCAAACGUUUUUUUGGGAUGGUGGGUGGGGAUCGUAAAGGAAUGGGAUUAGGGGAGGCGCGCUCAUAUGUCCUUUCUGGUAUUACAAAUUAUUAAAAAAAAAUAAGGUUCAUUUAAUUUACCUAUAGCAUGAGAAAUUAUUUAGUAGUUUUGUGUAAUUGCCUACCCUAAAACCAGUGUCUGAAAUUAGAUUUGGAAGGGAUGGGCAGGGGUAUUUGUAAUUUAACCUGUAGCUAAGAUUCAAUAAAACUAAUCUGAAAUA
Messenger RNA from Hypanus sabinus (Atlantic stingray), 5161 nucleotides. RefSeq names its product RNA-binding protein 4-like. Lineage: Eukaryota; Metazoa; Chordata; Chondrichthyes; Myliobatiformes; Dasyatidae. Gene Ontology annotation, molecular function: mRNA binding; zinc ion binding. The transcript is spliced from 3 exons. Gene Ontology annotation, cellular component: cytosol. Bases 178 to 1197 code for a protein of 339 amino acids. The record is from RefSeq and is a predicted model, not a curated record.